AAAUUAUAAGGAUACGAUGGAAUUUGCCCUUAAAAAGGAAAAAGAAACUUUAAACACAAUGCCCUCAAAAACUGUUUAAACCUUGUCUGUUUUCUUAUAAAUGGUUGUAUGAUAUUGACAAUGCCACUUCCCUGUUACCAGUCCACAUUCAUAGCAAUUUGCAUUUUGCAGAACUCCCGAGAGAGAAGCAGGGAGAUAGCGCAUACGAUGCUAGGUGUCUUUAGCAGUGAAAUUGUAACGCCACCAGAGGAGCUGGUGGCUGCAGGAAACAGGAGUCCAUCCCCCAGAACCACCGCUUUGGCUUUGAUGAAACGCUACAUCAAGUCUAACCCCUCUGCAGUUUCCAUACAAAUUGGUGACCAAGCUAGCUUGGCUUACUCUCGCCGGAAUGAGUCUCUUCUACAACCAAGAUCAUUUGGGGUCAAAGAUGAUAUAUUCUGCUUGUUUGAAGGCAUGCUCGAUAACUUAGGCAGCCUAAGACAAGAAUAUGGUCUAGCCAAGUCUGCAAAUGAGGUGAUGCUGGUGAUUGAAGCCUACAAAGUGUUGCGUGACCGAGGCCCUUAUCCUCCCAGCCAUGUGGUUGGCCACCUUGCUGGCAAUUUUGCGUUUGUAGUAUUUGACAAGUCUACAUCCGCUUUAUUCGUGGCUUCUGAUCAGUCUGGCAGGGUUCCCCUCUACUGGGGAAUUACUGCUGAUGGAUUUGUGGCAUUUUCGGAUGAUGCAGAGAUGCUUAAAGGUGCAUGUGGCAAGUCACUUGCUUCUUUCCCUCAGGGAUGCUUCUUCUCAACUGCAGUAGGCGGGCUACGAAGCUAUGAAAAUCCCAAGAACAAGAUCAUUGCCAUUCCUGCAGCUGAUGAAGAGAUAUGGGGUGCAACAUUCAAGGUGGAAGGAGCAACAGUUGUCGCAGCCAGAGUAAAUCAAGAAGGAACCCUGUUGUUGUGGUGAUAAUGGAAGAAGUGGAAGGGGGAAAGCCAGGGUGUGCCAGGGACUUCAACCAUGUGAAAAUUUGUUAAUUUCACUAUCAUCUGUGUAAAUGGUUUGAGUGAGACCCUUUCACUGCAAUCCAUCAAAUUAGUACUACUAAAUUACAAUCACAUAAUAAAGCAUGUCUUGCCUUUGUCCUUAUGCUCAAUUUUCUUCUCAUGGAGGAUGGAAAGGUAAACGUCUUUUUUCCUU
Messenger RNA from Durio zibethinus, 1176 nucleotides. RefSeq names its product stem-specific protein TSJT1-like. NCBI's taxonomy places the organism in Eukaryota, Viridiplantae, Streptophyta, Magnoliopsida, Malvales, Malvaceae. The record is from RefSeq and is a predicted model, not a curated record.